Lagopus muta (rock ptarmigan) is the source of this 3298-nucleotide messenger RNA. RefSeq names its product zona pellucida binding protein 2 (gene ZPBP2). The coding region runs from base 315 to 1244 and encodes 309 amino acids. Gene Ontology annotation, biological process: binding of sperm to zona pellucida; acrosome assembly. The transcript is spliced from 7 exons. Gene Ontology annotation, cellular component: acrosomal vesicle; extracellular region; zona pellucida receptor complex. Lineage: Eukaryota; Metazoa; Chordata; Aves; Galliformes; Phasianidae. The record is from RefSeq and is a predicted model, not a curated record.
AUGGGGGCACCUCGUGGGAAGGACCUUCAGCACUGACAGCCAUGGGGUGGGGAAGGGUCCGGCUGCGAUCCCCCAGGUGCUGGAGGGGCUGCCUUGAGCCCACAGAAGCCUCAGCACCCACCUGGUGAAGCCAUCGUGUCACCACCAUCCCACUGAGCCCUGGGGAGGCGGGGAGCAGGCAGCAGGAUCCUGCCAGGACAGAGCAAACAGCAGCACGGUUUGGAUUUCUAUCUGUAAUAUUCUUCAUCCUUUUCCCUACAGCAAGAGCUGCACCUGAGGAAGAGCAACUUUCCGUUGGCUAUUUUCAGAAGAAUAUGGUCUAUGGCAACGACCAGCACGCAGAACACGUUUACGUUAAGGUGUUCACCAACAGCCCAACCCUGGUGUGUAUGGAUUUGACUCUUUCUCAAGAUGAAGUAAUAGAUCCCAGGUACUCGUGGACCGGCCCAGAUGGGAGGAAUUUAGAAGGGCAAGGAUACGUGAACCUCACAAGCUCUGGGGAGCUGGUGCUGCUGGGCUUCCAGGAGUCCAUGUCUGGAGCCUACAACAUACAGGGAAGCCAACCACGUGUACCAGGUCUCGGUCCGUUUCACUUCGAAGGGAUGCGAGCUGGCAGCCAACGCACGGUUUGUGGAGGAGCUGAAGAAGAUCCUGGAGGAUCUCAUCUCCGAGCUGCUGAGCCGCGUGGAGCAGCUCUCGCACCGCUGCCAUUCCCUCGAGGUUCCCCACCGGGGCUCCCCGAGCGAACUCUUCAUCACUUUUCAGGUGAAUCCCUUUGCUCCGGGAUGGGAAGAUCUCUGCAGCCGCCUCCCUCAGGACUGCGAGGGCACCGCGAACCACAGAGCUCAGCAGGCAAAAGAGCGAAUAGGAGAGUUUUUCAGGAAGCAGACUUACGCUCUGAAGCACCAAUUUCAGACCAUUCCUGCCAUCCAUUACGUGGAGGGCAGCUUCUCCGUGACCCCCAUCGACAGCUGCCGCCCAGGAUUUGGGAGGAACACCGUCACCCACCGGAGCUGUGCCGGCUGCUGCGUGGUGUGCAGCCCUGGGACGUACAGCCCGGACAGCGCUGGCAGCUGCAGGCUGUGUGUGAGGCAGCGCGCUGCGCGGUACGGAGCCAAGUCCUGCCCAUGAAUGUGGCACAGAACGCAGAAACAAGAGGUGUGAAAGCGUCGUCGGCCUCCUGGCUCCUCUUCGUGCUGAGCUCCUGGUCCUGGAACUCUACAUGUCGUUUGAGCAGCAGCUGAGCUCCUCUGCUCGCAGCCCUCCUGCGUUUCCUGCAUUAAAUGGGGUGUUUGUUCAGGGUAAAGCAAUCGCUGUGUGUCACAGAGCUGCUGCUGCUCCCUGGGCUGAUCCCAAACACCAAGCUGCAUCUGGGGGCACGGAGGGAUCCUGGCAGCAGAGCAGGACGGGGUCGUGUGUGUCAGAAUGAGAAGUUCCUCAGGGGUGAAGCACCAAAUCCUCGCUGUUUAGGAACACAAACAGGUUUCUCUUGGUUUUCCCCUUUUCUUUACAUCCUGAAGGUUUUGUUCUGCCCAGGUCUGGGUGGUUCCUUGGGAAACCACUGCUGAUGCUGCGGGGCCUUCAAACACUGUGCAUCCGCCGACCGUGGGGAGGGGCUCUGAGAUGGGCCUUAAUGAAUUCGGCCCUAACGAGCUCUGCAGUGCAGGUGGGAGAUGAAGAACAUGAUGCCCUUAUGGCUCAGCCUUUCUGUCAGGAAGGAGCGGCGCAGCAGAGGGAAGGAGGGAGAUUGGACAUCCAGGGAGGGACGGAUGGAGGUUCCUGAGCCUUCUCCACUAGGUGCUGCUGCAUCCUCUCCUCCUCCAUCCAAGUAUGGGAGGCACAGCCCCACUCACUGCACGGCAGCUGUGAGCUCCUGGGUUCGGCAGCGGGUCGAGAUAAGAGCUCCCAAAGCACUGAGAUAACCGGGGAGCUCAGCUCAGCAGAGAUUUGCUCCUGCCCGCUUUGGACGGGGAGCUGCUGUAUCUGCAAUCGAUUGUUUUGCUCAUUAAGCAGCAUUAGGACAGAUUCGACUCCAGUGCUUUCAGUCCAUCCCCAGCAGUGCUGCCUUCCCACCCAUCCCACGCAGCGCGGAGCUCCAGCAGCCGUUCAUCAGAGCUGCCGCCCUCCCGUUUGCCCCUCAACCUCCCCAGGGGGCACAGAGUUGCUCCCAGCCCCUUCUGCUCCCCGCUGUGGCACAGCUGAGGUCCCACCACGCGCAGGGCAGCGGCCCCAGCUCAGAGCACGGAGCUCUGUGCCGUCAGCCUGGCUCUGCGCUGCUCCAUCCCACACAGAUGAGCGGCUCCCUCUGGGUGACCGCAUCGUCCCGCAGCACCCAGAAAUCCCUCUGUGGGUAUUCAUCCAAAAACCGACCAGAUUCCGCCCGGUUCAGCUUAUCUGUGCUGACAGCCGGGCAGCAGAAGGCUGUGUGGGCACAGACCGUGCUCAGAGCUUUUCGGAAUCAUCGCUCAUGAAGUGCUGAUGGAUAAGAUGUGCAUCUGAACAGCCCGUGGGGUGGCUGCUCCCACAGCCAACUGGACCCCAGUGCUGCCUGGGGGGACGCAGCAGAAGGGCUCUGCUCCCUGCACUCCUCUUUGCCAGCAGAGGAAUGUCGCAGCCAUCAGCUGUUAGGUGAAGAAGCAGCAGGCGGGCACUGAGCACCAUUCAGUGCUCACCACCCUCUCCUCCAACCCAUUUUAAGGCAGUGGGGUUGGAACAAAAUCCCGCAGCAGUUUAGCCUUAAGACCGUGGAAAAGUGAAUCAAAGCUUUUGGCUUCGGAGGGGUCUGUGCCAUCAGACCAGUGCAGGACACAGUGCACACCUACAGGACGGAACCUUUUCUCUUCCACAACCUCAACAGCUCCCAAAGGGGGUCCCAGCCCCCCCAGGCUCUCCUGAAACCCGGCCUGGGGUGAGGAUGGGGGAGCCCUGAUGGCAAACAGAUGGACGUGAGCUGCAGGAAGAUGACGGAGGCUUCAUCCCUGCCACCAGCUGGGGCAGCCUGCCCAAAACCUCCCCGUGUCCCCGCAGAAAGGCUCCAGAAUCCUCCUAAAACCCUCCCCAAAAAUCCCCUCCAGAACUUCCCCUAAAAUCUCCCCCCAAAAUCUCCCCAUAAUCCUCUCCAAAUCCGCUCCAAAUCUUCCCCAAAUUCUACCCAAAUCUCCCCAAAACCUCCCAGGAAUCUCCCCAAUUCACCCCCACCGUUCUCCCCAGAGCUCUGCCCAAAUCCUCCCCCAAAUCACCCCCAGACCUCCCCCCUGGCCCCACAGUGCUCUCAGCCCCCUGCCUGCCUGCGUUUUCC